This is a messenger RNA of Dovyalis caffra, 195 nucleotides long. The record is from the annotation of a GenBank genome assembly. NCBI's taxonomy places the organism in Eukaryota, Viridiplantae, Streptophyta, Magnoliopsida, Malpighiales, Salicaceae.
AUGGACGAUAGGCGGCGGAAGGUAAGAUCAGAAAGGCGCUUGUUUUCUGGAUGUAAAAAUGUUCAGAUAUGGUUAAAAAGAAAGGCAAAAUCAACAGAAUCAGUUGGCAACAAACGACGUCGGGUUAUGGCAGGGUGCGACAUAGAAAUUGGUGUGUGGAGCAGGGAGAAUCACACAUCCCCAAAUGCUGCCUAA